Messenger RNA from Limulus polyphemus (Atlantic horseshoe crab), 4872 nucleotides. Its product is annotated as exportin-T-like. NCBI's taxonomy places the organism in Eukaryota, Metazoa, Arthropoda, Merostomata, Xiphosura, Limulidae. Gene Ontology annotation, cellular component: nuclear matrix; cytoplasm; nuclear pore. The transcript has 18 exons. Bases 7 to 1977 code for a protein of 656 amino acids. Gene Ontology annotation, molecular function: tRNA binding; small GTPase binding. Gene Ontology annotation, biological process: tRNA re-export from nucleus. The record is from RefSeq and is a predicted model, not a curated record.
AGCAGAAUGUCUGUGUGCAACCCCGAACAACUAGCUACCACACAGAAAGCUGUUGAGAAUAAAGUAGCACUUUUAUUUCAAUUUCUUAGUCACAAGGAUAAUGAUGUAUCAUUAGGAGUUUGUGAUUUUGCUCGAGAAUACGUACAGUUUCUGAAGCAGCAGUCUAGUGUAGGGGCAUAUCGUUUUGCUGGAAAAUCAAAUGCUGAAGCAAUGCUCUGUAUAAUUAUAAAGAAGUACAAGUAUAACGACUCGUAUAACUUUGACCAUCAGGGUGAAGCUGAAAUAUCCUUUGAUGACUACAGAAAAUCUUUGAAAGUUUUGUUUGACAAUCUUGCACAGCUGGAUUAUGAGUUAGUCCUGUGUACAACAAAGGCUAUGAUCACAAUAACUCUUCAACAGUGGAAGAACUUGCCAUUUCAAGAAGUGGAGGUAGCUCUCACUUUCUUGUAUCUACUUGGAGAAGCUGUCCCAGCAUCUCAUGGUAAUCAUUUUGUUGGAGAUGGUGACAAACCUUCAUCUAUGACAGAGCUGCUAAGACUUCUGGUAACUAGUAACGUCAGUACUUAUGGACACACAGCAGUAACUUUACAGUUUUUUGAAACUGUUGUGCGUUACGAGAAGUUUUUUGGUCUUGAACCUCAUCAUAUUCCUGAUAUUUUGGUUGCCUUCAUGGAUGAACGAGGACUUCAUAACAGAAACUCUCGAUUACGCAGUCGAAUCUGUUACCUGUUUUCACGGUUUAUCAAGUGCUUGAAGCUUCACAUUCAGGGAUAUACGGAGGACAUCCUGAAACAGGUACAAGACCUGCUACUUCUAGCACCACCUGAAAAUGGUUUCAGCACAAUGUUACUGAUUCCUGAAGAUCAGCUGUUUCUCUAUGAAGCAUCUGCCAUCUUAGUUGUUUCAAGUCAGUUUGAAGCUCAGCACAAGAAGUUGUUGUUGAAAAAUCUGUUAAGUCCAGUGAUGGCAAAGUUUGAAACACUUCUUCAACAGUUACAAAUGGAGACAGAUAAGAACCGGAGUCGAGCAGUUGCUGAAUGUAUGAGUCAUGCUAUUGCUUGUACGAGUCGAACAAGCAAGGCAUUUUCCAACCAGCAAACAAUGAAAACAACUGGUGUUGUACAAGUCUACACUGAUACUUUGAAGGUUUUCUUGCGUGCAUUAGAGAUCCCCCAUGAAAGGUCAGUACUGCAAACUGCUGUCCGUCAGUUCUUGCAUCGCAUGGUUAUUUGUUUGGAAGAAGAAGUCUUACCAUUUAUUCCUUUAGCAGCAGAAUGGUUGGUCAAGGAUGCAGACUGUCAUAGCAUUCAGGAGUUCAUACCCCUUAUAAACCAGAUUAUUGGGAAGUUUAAAAAAAACAUUGUUUCAUUUCUCCAACGUAUCUUUAUACCACUGGUCACUGCUAUUUUCAAUGCUUUAGCCGUUCCUAUUGACGAAAAUGAUCAAGAAGCUCAGAGAGAGAGGCAGGUUUUACAACGUAGCUAUUUCCUCUUUAUUGCAGCUAUAGUCACAAAUAACAUCACAGAAGUUCUAGCAUCUCAAGAUAUGCAGAGUAUGGAACAAGUGCUACAAACAAUUAUACAAGGUGCUGUAGACUUUCCCGACCCUGUGGCUCAGAAGACGUGUUUCAGUAUUCUCAGGAAAAUGGUGGAAUUUUGGGGUGGGCCUGAUGGGGAAGCAGGAUUUGUAGAGUUCAUGUACAAAUCUAUCAUCCCAGCAUGUUUUGUAGCCCCUUUGAAGGAGACAUUUGACCUCACAGAUGCUCAAACAAUAUUAGCCCUGUCCGAGAGUGCGUUGUGUUUAAGAACGAUAUAUGAAAAGAGGGGAGAUGAAUUUGCGAACUACCUUCUUACGCAGUAUCUUCCCACACUGAACAUCGUGCCAGAGAGAAUAACAGAUUAUUGUCAAGCCUUGAAGUCAGAACCAAAGGUUUUUAAGAGCUAUCUAAGGAUUUUUUUCCAGCAAGCAAAAUCAUAAUGAACUCUGAUAUCUAGCUUUAUCAAGGAACAUGGCCAGUUCUUCGUGUCCGUUCUGAAGAGGGCAGCCUACCACAAUGUUAUUACAAAUUCAUUUGUGGUUAUUAAAUGUUGAAUAAGCAUCAAAAGAACUACAAGAAUAGACUUUUUCAGUUGGGCAAUGCUUACUAGUAAAGAUACAAGAAUUACUUCUACCAACACGCUUCAUUGAACAGAGCAAGUGUAUAUUCACAAACUUUUUUCAGCUAACCUCAAGCAAAGCAAAGUGUUGUCAGUGCUAUAGAGAAGAUAUCAUGCUGCUUCAUAAAGUCAGUCCUUGUGUCAUUUUGUUAUAUAGAUUACAUUGUUUCUUUAUGAUGGUAAUUUUGUAUUUUUUAGAAUAAUAUGCAAAUUUAAGCUUCUGUGUCGUAUUUCAGAGGUUGUCAUUAUUCAGAAACUGACAGUUUUUAAAAAUUGUUUUCUUCCCCAAAUAACGGAAAAGUGGGAAAAAAUAAUUUAGAUUUACAGCUAUUUGUUUUUGUUUUAUAGGAUCAAUAUUUAUUCAUUCAAAAAUUGAGGGAAUUAAAUAUCAAGAGCAGUAUGAUGAUUUCACGGUAUUGGUUCAUUAAAUUGAUAUAUUGUUCAUAAAUUUAAAGGGAAAUGAAUAGAAGAGAAUGGGUAUUUAAUACAGGAUUAAGGGAAAAAAAUUAAAGCACCUAUGGAAUGUGUUUAGAAUAUAACCAUUUAGUGUAUAGGAAAGGUUGUUGAUUUUCCAUGAAAAAUGAAUUACUUAAAAAGAUGGGCAGAUUUUAUAUGCAAUUAAUAAAAAAAAAAAAUAACUACCCUGGAGAAUGAAAAACUUAUUGAUGAUGGGUUUAAGUAGAAAUUGCAUCAUAACUGUUUAUAUGUAAACUGAUUAAAAGUUAAGAACUGGCAGUUGUUCUGAGUACUAACUGACCGAGAAUAACUAUUAAAGUUUGUUAAAGUAAAUAGUGUGAAUAACUAUAUGAAUACAAAGCAAAGAUCAUGAAAUACAGUUUUUGUCCUAGUCCAAGGCACAACAUUCAGUUAGUGUACCCUCAUAUGUAUAGUUUUUAAUUUUAGACAACAGGUUUACUGUUACAUAGUGAGGAAUAUGAAUUUUAAGUUAUUUUAUUCAUUCUCAUAUUCUUAGAAAGUUAUUGAAAUACUUGACAAAAAUUACCUUAAACUGUACACAGUCUCUUUGGUUUGCACUUGACAACAAGUCAGUGUUUGGACAGUAUGCUGGUUUUUUUUAUGAACUUUAAUAGUUUUGUAAAUUUUAAUGUAAAAUACAAAGUUUUUGUUGCAUAUUGGAAACUAGGGGUAUAAUAUAAAUGUGUUUAUUACAAAACUUUUUUCUGUUGUUUUUCAAAUAAUUUUAUAUUAAACAGAAAUAGCUAUACUGAAAAAGUAUGGAUUCACUGAAUAUAUAACUUUAGUUUAAGUGUAAAAAACAGGAGGUUCCUAAAAUACAUAUGUCGUAAAGAAGACAACAUAUUGAUUGUGUGAGUUUUAUUACAAUCACUUAAAAGUCCUGUACAUUUUUACAUUGGGCCAUGUCUUUUGUCCAGGUUACCUUUAUGUAACCAUUUAACAAAUGGCUAAUAAGAAAAGAGUACGGAUGUUUAAGUACAUUCUUUUGCAUUCAUGUCAAUAGUGUAAACACUUUGAUCUACCAUUGUAACGUCUUAUGUUACUUAAUUGUUAUAUAUAUUAGAUAAUUGAAUUUGUUUUGCUUCUUUGCUCAGCUUCAUUUUCAUCAGUAGUUUUGUGUUCAUGUUUUACAUUUUCUUAUGUGGCUCACCUAACAUCUUGCAAAAGGAGGAGCAUUACAUGGUUACCUAUUUCCAGAAUUUGACAUUAGAGGAGACUAUUAAAGUUUAACUGAAAUUACCCCCAUGUAAAUCUCACUUGAACUAUUUAUUUGUUAUGGUUUAACUCUGGACCGUAUGAUCCACUACAUAGUUAUCUGUCUAGGAAAAUAUUAUAUGAAUUAUUUCCCUACCAGAGGUCCCUUUUGGGCAAGUCUAAUUAUGGUUCAGCUCUUAUUUCUCAGCCAUAGGUGGAGGAGUUAAAAAAAAAACUACUGCUCUUGAAAGCCGUGGUUGUUUAUUAAAUUGAUAUUUUGUACCAUUUAAGUUUUAUCUUUAGUGUAUGUUGUUACAUAUAUUUUGUUGUGAAAUGUAUAUAAUUGACUUAAACAAUUUACUAUCUAGUAAACCAUUUAGAACUGUUACUAUAAAGAUGUUACUUGGGUUACAAUGAAGGUACAGUGUUAGAAGAUGAAAGAUUACAAAACCCUAAUUUUUCCCCUUCAUGGGUUGGUCAUAAGUGAUUUUGUAUAUUAUUGUUUGAUGUACAUAUAAGUUAUUUUAUUUUGAUUUGUUUUGGAAGUUUGACAUCCUCACGUAUUAUUUGUUUUCUGGGUUAUUUUUGAAUUUGUUUGUUCACUUUGUCUAAACAAAACAAAAACAAGAUUUACUGCUUUGGCUGCCAUCGUAUAUGCUUACAAUACUUAUGUUUGAUUAAUCUUUAAGUUGCAACAAUACACUUCCUGAAGGUUUUAUAUAUUUUACUUAUUGUAUGUCCCUUUCAUAAUAGGUCAAGAACCCCAGAUACACUGCUAAGUAUGUAAUACAUACUUCUUUUUUUGUUUUCAGCAAAACACUGAAUUAAAAUUGAAUCUUUUCUGUAUGCCUCACACAUAAUAUAAAUGUGUUUUUCAUUUAUCUGACGUUUAGAUUUAAAGUGCACAUUAAUAUCUUGUAGUUGUUUAGUUCGUGUUUCAGACAUUCUCUUAAAAUCAACACCUAAUCACAAAAGAUGUUUAUUGAAAGGCAAAAAAAACCAUUCACACAGUUUUGUAGAAGAGAAGAAAUAGAGCAAUGGAUUU